CGCACACACGCAUUUACACACGCAUUACACAUUCUGGCCACUAGUUAUUCGUAUGGCACCGGUUAUUCGCUGGCCACCGUGACCACCACCCCACCACAUCCCAUCGUCGUCGUCACACCCGACACCAAAAAUUACACCCAGAAAUUCAUACAAUUGGGAUACACACACACGCACCACAACCAACACCCAUCUCAUACGGCGAUCGUUAACCGGCCACCAACCCACCGCCGACGCGAGCUCUGCCGAUACAUUCCACCGAAGCCCUGCCGUUACAGUCGCUUCAUCACCAGGUCUAUGGUGGACGCCGUCGGGAUGGACACCGUCUGGGGUCACAGAAUC
This is a messenger RNA of Striga asiatica, 339 nucleotides long. The record is from the annotation of a GenBank genome assembly. NCBI's taxonomy places the organism in Eukaryota, Viridiplantae, Streptophyta, Magnoliopsida, Lamiales, Orobanchaceae.